UGUAAUCUGAAAGUAGAUCAUCAUGGCGAGCCCAAGGAGACACACAGAUGACUGGGUUCUGCAACCUUUCUCCAAUAAGCCACCGAAGAGUCAACCACACGUACUCUCUCCCUGUCUAUGGACCCUUCUCCUCUUCUUGCUCAUAGGGCAAGGAGCCUCUGAAAAGGAAUCAGCCUCAACAGUGGUGAAAGGCAUUCUAGGGGAUUCAGUGAUUCUCUCCCUGAACAUUUCAGUGGAUGCAGAAGUUGAGCACAUCACCUGGAGUGGUCCCAAAGAUGCUAUUGCUGUAGCAUUCCCAAGUGGAAAGAUUUUGUUGUUAGACAAAAGCUACCAAGGGCGAAUAGACAUCCCAGAAAAUAACUCUUUGUCUAUUAACAAGCUGACUCUGAAAGAUGCUGGUUCAUACAAAGCCCGGAUAAACCAAGAGGGAUCUGAAGACAUCAAUGAGAGAUUCAUCUUAUAUAUCUAUGAACAGCUGCAGGAGCCCCAAGUCACCAUACAGUCUGUGAACGUGUCUGAGAAUGCCUCCUGUACCAUCACCCUGGUAUGCUCUGUGGAGGGGGCAGGGGGAGAUGUUCAGUACAAAUGGACUUCGAGGGAUCCUCAUGCUUCUGAAUCCUGGGGGGACCCUACUCUCAUCGUCUCCUGGUUGCCCUGUGACGCAGACCUACCAUACACCUGCACAGCCAAGAACCCAGUCAGCCAGAGCAGCUCCUACCCUGUCCAUGUCUCGCAGUUCUGCACAGAUCUAGGAGCCUCCCGAGGAGGAUCAAUGGGGGAGACGGUGCUAGGGGUCCUUGGGGAGUCCAUCACCCUGUCCCUGGCACUCCUGGACAGUCAGCACAUAGACAAUGUUGUCUGGAUGUUUAACACGUCUAUUAUCAGCAAAGAGUGGAGAGAAGAAGGAAUAGCCAAUCAACUCAUUGAGUUCAAGAAUCCGGAUCAGAACACAGUGUGGGUCUCAAGCCAAGACUACUCUCUAAAGAUUAUCCAGCUAAAGAUGGAGCAUGCUGGCCUCUACCAUGCCUACAUGUGCUCAAAUGCCGGAAUUGCCAGCGUGAAGCACAUCAAUCUGCGCAUCUACCAGAGGCUGAAGAAGCCAAAAGUCACAAGGAGCCUUGGGCUCACAAAGGACGGCAUCUGCAAGAUCAGCCUGACAUGCUCAGUGGAGGACAGUGGACACAAUGUGACAUAUGAAUGGACACCUCUGCCUAAAGGAGCUGUCAUUUCCCAAGGGGGAGCUCACCUCAGCAUCUCCUGGAGAAGUGGAGAAAAACACCCCAACUUCAACUGCACGGCCAGCAACCCUGUCAGCAACAGCUCCUGGCAGUUUCUUUCUAGGGACCUCUGUCCAGGACCUGAGAGAAGCACAGAGUUUUGGAUCGGGCUCUCCCUGGUGGUUCUUUUCAUCCUUCUGGGCUUUGGGAUCUCUGGCUGGUGCUUUUGGAAGCAAAAAAGACGAUGUUCAGCCGCAGCUUUCAGUUCCAGUCAAGCUGAGACGUCAGUUGACACACCAGAGCCCACUGCUGGACACACACCAUACUUCAUGCUUUCCCAAGGGUGUGAGAAGCUGGACACUUUCCCUAAGGCUGUCAGGCAUGCCUCCGACAGCAGCUCUGACAGCAAUGGAACAACUGAGGAGGAUGAGGAGAGGACAGGGAUGCACCAGCCCAUCAAUGGAAGAGACCAGAUGUGUGACUCGGUCACUCAGGAGGACGCCAGACUUGACUCGGACUCUGAGGACCAAGCAGAGUAUGAUCUCGUCACUCCAGAUAACAUGGCACCAGCCCUUGUGGUUGAAGGGGAAACGGUGUACACACAAGUGUUCCUUAACUUGCAGGGAAAGACUCCAGUUCCUCAGAAGAAAGAGAAUUCAGCCACAGUCUACUGCUCUAUACAGAAACCUCAGAAGGUUGUGCCACCACCACAACAGAAUGACCUUGAGUCUCCUGAAAUACCUACCUAUGAAAAUGUCCCCUGAAAAGAAAAGCAGCUACCUCCCUCAGUGAGGUUGGAGAGGCUGCUAGACCUAAUAAGGCCCGGGCCCCUGCAGACAGAAGAACUUCAGAAUUUCCUUCAUUGUCUCAGAUACGCCUGGAUUUGGGCCUCCUCUUUUUCUCACACCUCAUUACUUCCCAAAUCCAUCAACAGAUCAGACAGCCUCUGGGCUCCGUUUGUCUCCUUCUAUGCUCAUAUAGUACAACCUCUCAGCUCAGAUGCAUGCCUCAAAACUCUGCCAAGGCUUGUCAUGUCGUCAAAGAGGACCAGGAUCUCCACGUGGUCCUAUAAACAGCUGCUAAGAUAAAUCUAACAGAUAAUCUCUCUUAUGAACUCAAAGAUCUAGGUGAAAUCAUGACCACUGUAGUAUUUUUUUAAAUAAAAGAAUAGAAAUAACCUAAGGGUCCAUUUAGUAGGAGUCUGAUUAAACACAUGAAAGUGUAUUCUUGCAAUGGCAAGGCCUGCCACUUUUUUAAAGAAGGAAAGUAGAGACUAACAUGUGUUAAUAAGAAGGAGCUCUAAGAUACGUCAUUUGAUGGACAGAACAAAGUCCUGGAAAGUGUGUAUCAUAUGUCACCAGUUGAAUAAAAAAGAAAUAGAUAGCUGUAUGUUUACAUAAAGAACAAUUCUGAAAGGAAAUACAAAAAAAUUAUCAGUGGCUGCCUCUGGGAGGAAGCUGGGUUGGUUUGGGGAUUUUUUUUAUUGCAUAUAUUUUGUACUGCUGGAUUUUUUAAACCAUUUGUGUGUAUUACUCUUUUUAACCAGUAUUCUUGGGCUUCCUUUGUGGCUCAGCUGGUAAAGAAUCUGCCUACAAAGCAGGAGACCUGGGUUUGAUCCCUGGGUUGGGGAGAUUCCCUGGAAAAGAAAAGGCUACCCACUCCAGUAUUCUGGCCUGGAAAAGUCCACGGGGUCGCAAAGAGUUGGACGCGACUGAGCAGCUUUCACUUUCACAUUAUUCUUUUUAUGUAUUUUUAAGCGUUUAAAAGCAAUGGAAUUCCAGUUGAGCUAUUUCAAUCCUAAAAGAUGAUGCUGUGAAAGUGCUGCAUUCUAUAUGUCAGCAAAUUUGGAAAACUCAGCAGUGGCCACAGGACUGGAAAAGGUCAGUUUUCAUUCCAAUCCCAAAGAAAGGCAAUGCAAAAGAAUGCUCAAACUACAGCACAAUUGCAUUCAUCUCACACACUAGUAAAGUAAUGCUCAAAAUUCUCCAAGCCAGGCUUCAGCAGUAUGUGAACCAGGAACUUCCAAAUGUUCAAGCUGGUUUUAGAAAAGGCAGAGGAACAAGAGAUCAAAUUGCCAACAUCUGCUGGAUCAUGGAAAAAGCAAGAGAGUUCCAGAAAAACAUCUAUUUCUGUUUUAUUGACUAUGCCAAAACCUUUGACUCUGUGGAUCACAAUAAACUGUGGAAAAUUCUGGAAGAGAUGGGGGUACCAGACCACCUGACCUGCCUCUUGAGAAACCUGUAUACAGGUCAGGGAGUAACAGUUAGAACUGGACAUGGAACAACAGACUGUUUUCAAAUAGGAAAAGGAGUAUGUCAAGGCUGUAUGUUGUCACCCUGCUUGUUUAACUUAUAUGCAGAGAACAUCAUGAGAAAUGCUGGGCUGGAGGAAGCACAAGUUGGAAUCAAGAUUGCUGGGAGAAGUAUCAAUAACCUCAGAUAUGCAAAUGAUACCACCCUUAUAGCAGAAAGUGAAGAACUAAAGAGUCUCUUGAUGAAAGUGAAAGAAGAGUGUGAAAAAGUUGGCUUAAAGCUCAACAUUCAGAAAAUUAAGAUCAUGGCAUCCGGUCCCAUCACUUCGUGACAAACAGAUGGGGAAACAGUGGCUGACUUAAUUUUUCUGGGCUCCAAAAUCACUGCAGAUUGUGACUGCAGCCAUGAAAUUAAAAGACGCUUACUCCUGGGAAGGAAAGUUAUGACCAACCUAGACAGCAUAUUAAAAAACAGAGACAUUACUUUGCCAACAAAGAUCUGUCUAGUCAAGGCUAUGGUUUUUCCAGUAGUCAUGCAUGGAUGUGAGAGUUGGACUAUAAAGAAAGCUGAGCACCGAAGAAUUGAUGCUUUUGAACUGUGUUGUUGGAGAAGACUCUUGAGAGUCCCUUGGACUGCAAGGAGAUCCAACCAGUCCAUCCUAAAGGAGAUCAGUCCUGGGUGUUCAUCGGAAGGACUGAUGUUGAAGCUGAAACUCCAAUACUUUGGCCACCUGAUGCAGAGAGCUGACUCAUUUGAAAAGACCCUGAUGCUGGGGAAGAUUGAGGGCAGGAGGAGAAGGAGACGACAGGGGAUGAGAUGGUUGGAUGGCAUCACUGACACAAUGGACAUGGGUUUGGAUGGACUCUGGGAGUUGGUAAUGGACAGGGAGGCCUGGCGUGCUGCCGUUCAUGGGGUCACAAAGAGUUGGACACGACUGAGCGACUGGACUGAACUGAAGCAUUUAAAAUGUCCCUUCUGUAUAAGAUUCCCAUAUUUACCCGAAAAGAAUUUUCCUCCUUAUUGUCAUGUCCAGAUGUAUAUGAGCCAUAGCUCUCUUCUCCCCCAAACAGUCGCCUCCAUCCUGUCUCCCUGCCUAUAAGUUACACUUCUCUUGACUUAACAUUCGUGAUACUCUUGUGUGCACUUGUGUUACAUGUGCUUUGUGGCCCAUUUGUGUUUUUUAAUACUGUGCUUCCACUGUCAUCUGCCCCAGCACACGGUCUGUGGAAUCAGAGUGUCAUCUGUGGCCUGCAGUGGGUACUCCUGGGGAGCCAAGCAGUGCUUCAUACACAGCAGGAACUUAUUUACUGCUUUGUUCAUUGGUUGGUAAUUGCAUAGAUAAUUAUCUUUUUAAGGCAUUAUCACAGAGUUCAACAAAAAUAUAUUAGAUGAUAAUGAUAAUCAUUAUUACAUUCCAGAAUAGAGCAUCCCUGAAGUUGCUGGACCUAUAGAAUCUCUUUUGCUCCUUAAAUGACUCUGCCCAGUUCAAUAUCUAUGCAACUUAAGAAAUGUAAAAGGCCAGCAGUAGGCAAUGGUUAGCAUCUCUGCUGUUCAUCUGAAUUGCUAUGACCCCUAUAAUUUGCUACUCCUUCUUCUCAUGAAACUCCUGACUCAGUUGCUCAGCUGCCCACAACUGCGUUGGAUCCUCUCCCCAUCCUUUUACAUUCUCCAAUUUUUACCCCGAUACUUUCUCCCAGAUGUGGUCUAUCGACUAGUCUCCAGGAAGAAGCUAACUUGACCAAUCACACACCCACAGGGGAGAAGGAUCCGAGGGGCAUAAGCAAGUGGCUAUCCCCCAAGACUAAGUGGGCGCUGGGAUCUGGGUACCCUAGAAUCUGCUGUUCCAGUGUGAACAAGGCUAGGAGACAACUAGUUCACGAGGAGUCCAGACUCCUCUCCAGCAGGAGUUAAACAGCGUGUGUUUAUUGAUGGCCCACAAGUGCCCUUUGGCUGGGAGAGGAAAAGUACAGAGUAGGGAAGAGAUCCAUUUCCAUUUUCUAUCCUAAAUUUCAGAAAAGAAAUUUAGAUUGCCUUUAAGUAAUAGCACAGAUCUAUAUUAAAUUCAUACCUUAAACACAGUGGGGCAGUUGAAGAAUCAGGCUCCAUGCAAUGUUACCUGUUGGGGUCUCUGACCAGGCCCUCUUCCAAUUCCCCCUUUCCUGAGCUCAGCCAGACUUUCAGCCUGCUCCCCACAGUCUUGUGGAAGGGUCUGGCUUGAAGGCUCAGGGGAGCCCAGCAAGGUGCCUGGUUCCUAACUGCUCAGCUGCCUGAGUCCUCCUUCCAGCAUUUGCCAUGGGGAGCAUCAGGACUCAGAACUUAAAUGACACUGUUUCUAAUAGUGAGGAAUGUGUAAAGAAGCCAAAAUAGAUGUUUAAUAAUGUGUUUGUAUAAAUCAAACAUCAUUCUGUAGGCAAAGUUGCUUCCACUGCCCGAUUAUUAGGAUGGCAUGGACUCUGGGUGAUUUUUCCACUCAGCGAUGGGCUUGAUUUGCAUUAUCUACUCUUGCUCCUGCCCACAUCCCUUUGUGACCAGAUGGCUAGAGGUAAAGUUUAAUAUGUAGUGGGGAAGUUUUUCCUCUGUAUUUGAGUAUAGCCCAGGCCUGUCCUCCUUGGAGAACUUGCCAGUGCCUUAGGGCUAUUUAGUAUACCUUCACAGAGGGACCUCUUUCUUCUCCUCUGAGCCCCCAUUAUCUUUCCUUCCUUUUUGGAGGAUGAGUCUGGGCAAAGAAGGGUCUAGAAAUGUGGUCAUCAUUGAUUAGGGAGGAGUGAAGAUGCGUCACCAGGGGAAAACCAGGGAAACAGAAUCUUAAUGUGAUAGUAACACCACAUUUACAUAGCACUUGGAGAUGACCAGCACUUGGACAUGCUGUGUCGUCUUUUGGAAACUACCCAACAUCUCUAUCUGUUCUUGUCUGGUCUGUGAGUUGAGAUGUUACUUAACAGCCUUGCUUUUAAAGCAGCUGUUAGAAAUCAUUUUCAAAUAAAUAAAUUUAUAUUUUAAAAAAAUAAAAGUAAUGUUAAAAAAAAAAGAAAUCAUUUUCAAAACAAAUAUAGACCACGCACAAACUCUUAUAUCGUCUCCAGACUAGGAACCACUCUGCAGAGACUCAUGUGGUAUCAUCCAUUGUGCUGAUUCCCAAAGCAGAAGUUGGGCUUUAAGAGAGGUGAGAACAGCCAUGGCAACUAGGAAUACAUGCAGAAGUUCUCCAGCUCCCUACGACUCAGUCGAGCAGGGUUCUCAGCUUUGGAAGUUCUUUUUCCAACCUGCAGAAGAAAAGAAGAACUUCAGACUCUCCCACUAAACGAUCCUUAUAACAGCCCUUUGGGCUAUGAAUUAUUAUCCCCAUUCAUCAUUCAUAACAGAAGGAAGCUCAGUUUGGGAAGGGAAAUAACUCAAGGUCAACAACUAGUGAGAAGUAAGGGGCUUGAAUCCAGUUCUUCUGGCUCCAUUUCUAGUGCUGUUAACCACACCAUGCUUCUUCAUGACCCACUUUGCCUUGGCCCACGCAGUGUCCUCUACAAACCUUGACUGUCCAUUUGGCUUUAAUGUGGGGCUGCAGCUCAAGUGCCAGAAAUUUCAGCGGGCACCCAUCCACACUCUCCCUUGUGACCCAUGGCAACAUCUUUAUCAGGCCACAGGUGGAAGCUCAGGUGUUAUAUGAGGCUGAUGAGCAGGGUGCUCUCCAUGCCUUCAAUUCUCUGGGUAUAAAUGGGAAGUAUAAUUACACUACCUCAUAGCAUUCUGUGAAGAUUAAAUGAGAUAGUGCACAUGAAGUCACUGGCAGGCUACCAUUCAUAUGUAUAUACAAUAAACUUCCAAUAAACA
Messenger RNA from Dama dama (fallow deer), 7294 nucleotides. Its product is annotated as T-lymphocyte surface antigen Ly-9-like. Gene Ontology annotation, cellular component: external side of plasma membrane. The coding region runs from base 23 to 1981 and encodes 652 amino acids. The record is from RefSeq and is a predicted model, not a curated record. The transcript is spliced from 10 exons. Gene Ontology annotation, biological process: T cell activation. Lineage: Eukaryota; Metazoa; Chordata; Mammalia; Artiodactyla; Cervidae.